AUGCAGUCUAUGCCAGAAUCACGCCAGCAGACCUUUGAGGAGAUCUAUGGGCCUCCAGAGAAUUUCCUAGAGAUCGAGGUCAAGAACCCACAGACCCAUGGCUCAUCCCCACGAAAUAUGUACACCUCAUACGAAAUUCACACGCGCACCAACAUCCCCGCCUUCAAGCUGCGGCACAGCGUGGUGCGCCGACGCUAUAGUGAUUUCGAGUACUUUCGCGACAUCUUAGAGCGAGAAUCUGCCCGCGUGACGAUUCCCCCGCUACCAGGGAAGGUAUUUACGAACCGAUUCUCGGACGAUGUCAUCGAGCACAGACGUGAAGGUCUGCAACGGUUUUUGCAGAUCGUGGUCGGACACCCGCUGUUGCAGACGGGGAGCAAGGUAUUGGGACCUUUUGUGCAAGGUGACUCACCAUCUAGAGGACGGCAAGCAGAGAGGCCGCAGUAA
Messenger RNA from Cyphellophora europaea CBS 101466, 447 nucleotides. Its product is annotated as sorting nexin-3. NCBI's taxonomy places the organism in Eukaryota, Fungi, Ascomycota, Eurotiomycetes, Chaetothyriales, Cyphellophoraceae. The transcript is spliced from 2 exons. The record is from RefSeq and is a predicted model, not a curated record. Bases 1 to 447 code for a protein of 148 amino acids. Gene Ontology annotation, cellular component: retromer complex; early endosome membrane. Gene Ontology annotation, biological process: late endosome to Golgi transport; endocytic recycling. Gene Ontology annotation, molecular function: phosphatidylinositol-3-phosphate binding.